AUGCGCACCGCAGUUCCUGCAGUACCACAGUACAUCAUCUGGAGAGAUGAGCGAAAAAUAUCCAACCGGAACACACCACCAACCACACAAACACAAACGCAAAUCGCGCACAAGAAAUACAACACCAGAAACAUGAAGUUCAUAACCACCAAUUUCGUCAAGUGUGCCGUGAAGACCUGCGACUCUUCCGUCGAUGCCUUUCCACUCCAAUACUCAGACUGUCAAAUCGUCCAAGAGGAGCUGGAAUACAACCCCGAAUUCAUAGUGCACAUGUUGGAAAGACUAGAAUGGAACGCUGUUGUGAAGGUUGCUCGGGAUUUGGGCAACGAGUCGCUCCCGCCAGUGAAACCAGAGGGCUUGGAUCCCAUCAUGGAAGAUGACCAGGUCAUCUUGCGUGAUCUUCACACGUUGCUUGUAGAGACGCAGAUUGUGGAGGGAAAGAUGGUGUGCCGUAAUUGCGAGCACAUUUACUUCAUCAAGAACUCGAUCCCUAACUUCUUGUUGCCUCCUCACUUGUGUUAA
Molecule: messenger RNA, 522 nt
Organism: Australozyma saopauloensis
Lineage: Eukaryota; Fungi; Ascomycota; Pichiomycetes; Serinales; Metschnikowiaceae
Product: RNA methylation protein
Exons: 1
Coding region: 1-522 (173 amino acids)
Biological process (GO): peptidyl-glutamine methylation; tRNA methylation; rRNA (guanine-N7)-methylation
Molecular function (GO): protein heterodimerization activity
Source: RefSeq, a predicted model, not a curated record